CAGUUCGCGCUCUGCCUCGGGCGAGUCCAGACGUGCCCGGUCCAGUGCCGUGCCCGGGCAAUGAACUAACUUGUGGAAACACGCCAGGCAUCCUCGCCGCUGAUUGGCUGAAAGCCCAGGGGGGGCGGGAGGAAUUCCCUUUCCCUACCUCACCACCGGGUAGGAAAUCCCCGCAACCCCGUGUCUCCCUUUAUCGCGCAGCGGCGAGUCGCGGGCAGCCAGAGGCGUUUAGGCGGGCGAGAGGAGAGCGUCGCUCGGCACCGUCCUGCUCCUGACACGGUCCCCAGGCAGCCUGGUCUGAUCUCCCCGCCGCUGCAGACCGCCGGCGAACGACGCGAAAUGAUGCCGGGAAAGACCCUGCGCAAGGGUGCGCAGCAGAGCCCCGCUCCCGCAGCACAGGAAGCUGUGAUGCAGUGCUCUUCGCAACUACGCAAAAUAGGAGAUAUAUGCAACCUGCAGCAGAAGAUUCUUAAUGUUAUUACAAAACUGUUCUGCCCAGGAACGUGAAAACUCUUUGGGAGAUGUCAAAAAGAAAAGGAAGGAAGAAAACAAUGGUUUUGGAAAAUAUGGUCUUUACAAGCUUGUAAUAAGUGACUUGAAUGAGAGGAGGAGAUGGAAUGAGCUCUAUGCAUUACUUACUGCUGCCUAUUCCCACUGAAGGAAGGCUGUUGAAAUAUGAUUUCUCUGGAGAGCUGGACAUAUGUAUUGGCUGGUGGAUGUCAGUAUGGGAGAAAAAUUACAAUUAACCAUUCCAAAGAUUGACCUGUGGAGUGACUUGGAAGAGCAAGGAACCUGGGGUUCUGUUCUGGUUCAUGAGUUGCAGCUAGUUCUAUGUCACUUUGAGCAACAGGCAGAAGAUGCCAGUUACCUCCAAACAUUGGAUUGGAAUGUACAACGAAAACCAGUUUCUAAGUUCUUGAUUGUUUUUGUUUUCUAAAAUGUAGACUCUAUAGUAUAAAAUCUGGUGUGGAACAUUUUUUUUUAUUGUUAUUAUUUUUUGGUUGUAGCACAUUUACUGUCAGUGAUGUUACUUCUUAUGCAGAUGUUUCUCUAAGGAAUAACAUUGUAAUUCUCUUAAUUAUGAGACUGCUGUAAGGAUCUAGGAUGUAUAUAGGUGUAUGAAAAGAGUAUUUAAUGGAUCUUAAAGAGCUGACUUAUGGCUUAUGCACCAGAAAUAGUGCAGAUAACUAUUCAAACGGUACUAUAAAGAAUGCAUUAAAACAGAUUAAAGGAAGCACAGUAGCUUCUGGUGAUUAAGAAAGAAUAAGAAAUAUGAAUAAGAAAAAUGCAUACAUUAAAGCAUGUAUUACCUAGCAAAAUAAGAUUAUUGAUAGGUGUGUGAGUUUGGGGGAGAUUCCUUCACAGCAUUAAAAGGAAUAUUCAAACAGAAUAAGCUACUGGUGUGAUUUAAUUUUAUUAUGAGGUAAUAAAAUUACUCUCAAAACAAAUAGAAAGUUAAAGUAAAAUGGAAUCAGUGGUUUUUCUGGAGAAAAAACAUGAAUUAUUUUUCAAAUAAAGUAACUGCUUAGAUUAAGAGAUAUGUCAAUAAAACUGAAUGUUACAAUUGUUACAGGAAAGUAAUGUAUUGCUUCUAAAUGAAAGCUGAGAUGUUGACUGGAAAUAAAGGAUAAGAAAAAACUCAGCUCUUAUUUGGUGUCAACCUCAUUUUUGUUUGUAAUGAUGAAGAUGCUGUUAUUUUGUCUAAUGGAUGUGAUAUGUAAGUGAGAUGCUUGUUGCAUCCUUAUUGAAAAGCUACAUUGGGCCUGGCUUGGAGGAGAGACUUGUUCUGCACUUCAGUCCAUUAGAAAGCAACUUUUCUGUUUGUAUAUUAUAAAAGCCCCUUGAAUCAAACACAAGAGACAGGGCAACUACCAUGUUUUAGCCAAAUUAAUCAGUGUCUUAAAAUGGGCUAAAUUAUAUAUGGGAUGUCAACUAGUAGGAAAAUGGAUGCAAGUGACAAAAUAAUGUAAUUUGCCUGGGUUUGGUAUUCAGAGGGUGUGCAAAAUAAGUGUCAGUUUCAGGCUGAAGGAAGAUGUAGCAAGAAAAGUAACUUGAAUUCACACUCUCUUGCUUCUACUACACUUUCCUCUUGCAUGUAAAUUACAUCUGUCUUAUAUACCUUUUGAAUGCCAGAUCAGCGCAAGUUAUACCAUUUCACUGCUUGUAUCCAUUUUGGGCUCCCUUGCCCUUCAUGUGCAAUUAAUUCCACACUAAGUCACCAAUGACUUUGAGCCAGGGGUUCCCAAACUUGGUUCGCGGCUUGUUCAGGGUAAGCCCCUGGCUGGCCGUGAGACAUGUUAUUUUUCUGAGCGUCCACAGGUAUGGCCGUUCGCAGCUCCCAGUGGCUGCAGUUCGCUGUUCCCAGCCAAUGGGAGCUGCGGGCCACCACUUACCCUGAACAAAGCGCAAACAAAGUUUGGGAACCCCUGAUUUGAGCCUACGAUCUUGUACAAAUCUGCUUUCUUUCAUGAGGUUUUCAUUGUAAAGCUCUUUUCAAUACCCCAGGACCAAGUAUCCAGCUAUCUGAUUUGCUGACACUUUUGAUUUCAUUUGGUAUAAUCUCAGAUGCUGUUUUUUUU
Molecule: messenger RNA, 2579 nt
Organism: Chrysemys picta bellii (western painted turtle)
Lineage: Eukaryota; Metazoa; Chordata; Testudines; Emydidae
Gene: PMAIP1
Product: phorbol-12-myristate-13-acetate-induced protein 1
Biological process (GO): release of cytochrome c from mitochondria; apoptotic process; DNA damage response
Source: RefSeq, a predicted model, not a curated record